CGCGGGGGAGGCCAGCGGGAGCCUGAGCACCAGCAGCAGCCAGUGUCGGUGAAGAGCAGCCGGGAGCAGCCAGGGCCACAGUCGCGAUGGCCGUGGCGGUGGGGAGACCGAGUAAUGAAGAGCUGCGGAACUUGUCACUUUCUGGCCAUGUUGGAUUUGACAGUCUGCCGGACCAGCUGGUCAACAAAUCCACUUCUCAAGGAUUCUGUUUCAACAUCCUGUGCGUGGGUGAGACAGGUAUUGGCAAAUCCACAUUGAUGGACACUUUAUUCAACACCAAAUUUGAAAGUGACCCAGCCACUCACAAUGAGCCAGGCGUCCGGUUAAAAGCCAGAAGUUACGAACUUCAGGAAAGCAAUGUGCGGCUGAAGCUAACGAUCGUUGACACAGUGGGGUUUGGAGACCAGAUUAAUAAAGAUGACAGCUAUAAGCCUAUAGUGGAAUACAUUGAUGCCCAGUUUGAGGCCUACUUGCAAGAGGAGUUGAAAAUUAAGCGCUCUCUCUUCAACUACCACGACACGAGGAUUCACGCCUGCCUUUACUUUAUCGCUCCCACGGGACAUUCACUGAAGUCCCUGGACCUGGUCACCAUGAAGAAGCUGGACAGCAAGGUGAACAUCAUCCCGAUCAUUGCGAAAGCCGACACCAUCGCCAAGAACGAACUGCACAAGUUCAAGAGUAAGAUCAUGAGUGAACUAGUUAGCAACGGAGUCCAGAUCUAUCAGUUCCCCACAGAUGAGGAGACGGUGGCCGAGAUUAAUGCAACAAUGAGUGUCCAUCUCCCAUUUGCAGUGGUUGGCAGUACCGAAGAGGUGAAGAUUGGCAACAAGAUGGCGAAGGCCAGGCAGUACCCCUGGGGUGUGGUGCAGGUGGAGAACGAGAACCACUGUGACUUUGUGAAGCUGAGGGAGAUGCUGAUCCGAGUGAACAUGGAGGACCUUCGAGAGCAGACGCACACGCGCCACUAUGAGCUGUAUCGGCGCUGUAAGCUUGAGGAGAUGGGCUUCAAGGACACCGACCCUGACAGCAAGCCCUUCAGUCUUCAGGAGACAUAUGAAGCAAAAAGGAACGAGUUCCUGGGAGAGCUGCAGAAGAAAGAGGAGGAGAUGAGACAGAUGUUCGUCAUGAGGGUGAAGGAGAAAGAGGCGGAGCUCAAGGAGGCAGAGAAAGAGCUUCAUGAGAAGUUUGACCUCCUGAAGCGGACUCACCAAGAGGAGAAGAAAAAGGUGGAAGACAAGAAGAAGGAGCUUGAGGAGGAAGUGAGUAACUUCCAGAAAAAGAAGGCGGCCGCUCAGCUCUUGCAGUCCCAGGCCCAGCAGUCCGGGGCCCAGCAAACCAAGAAGGACAAGGAUAAGAAAAAUGCAAGCUUCGCAUAAGGGCCUGGCAAGCCAAGGACGCUCCCGCAUUCACCUGCUUUGGCAGUAGUAGCAUACUCUGUCAUCUGUGUCCUGUUUGAUUCGUUGUUUCAGCCUUUUCCCAAAUACCAGUAACUUAGCUUAUUUUACUGAAUGUUGUCAGGUGGUGGAAAAUCAUAGCACAAGGGGAUGAUAUCAGCAAAUGCGCGUGCAGCUGGACUUUGGUUCUGGAAAGUCAAUUUGCCUUGUAUGCCUAUUCCAAGUGGCGGCAGGAAGCAUGUCUGUCCUUUGUAUGUUGCUUUGGACCAAGGAAAAGAGGGGUAAAAUAACUACCUGUACGUCUGGUGGGAAAACUCACCGCCUCAGCAGCUGAGCUAAAACCCUGAGUAGCCAUGACACCAACUUGCAUUUUCUUAAUUCUGUGUCUCAUGGUUGUAUAGCUCCUGAAUUCACUGUCUCUUCUCCAUGCUUGCCCCAGACCAGAGGUGGGCUUGAAAGCAGGCAGAAACGGAAGUGAGCAUCCGAGAACUUUUCCCCUAGUGUGGCUUUUUCAUUUAAUCGUUUGCUUAUUUGGCUUGAGCCUAUGAUCUGGUUAGACCAUCUUAGGGAUGGAGUCCGCAUCUGCCUGCCUACCUUCAAAGCCGGGCCAAAGCUACGGACUGGCAUAAGAAACCUGAUUACAUUCCCCCCAACCAGGGCAUCCCCUGAUGAUCUCAGGGGUCCAGAUCUCAAAGAACACCUCAUCUGGUAUUGCUUAGCUAAAGAAUCUUCUAUUAAGGAGGUUGGAUUCCCACUUACAGUGAGGGGAUGCCAUCCAUCCCUUCCCUCCAGCCCCUACACACACACACACACACACACACACACACACACACACACACACACAUAUUAAAGCAUUUGCUUUAAGCAGGCUGAGGGGAGACCUGGAAGCUGAUUCUAGGAUGUGGCUACUUCUAAAAGCAGUUUUCAUGAGUCACCAUGAGAAAACUUACUACCCAUAGUAGUAGUCUGAAAGGAUGUACUCAGUUGAAGGUAGCAGGGGAGUGAACGGACAGUGGAACCAUUACUUAAAGCAGAGUUAGACUCAGACUGCCUCUGGUCCAGUUCCUUGCUGACAUUGAAACUCAGUUGCCUCUAAGGAAUUUUCCUUCCUGUCCCCUCACUGUGACCAGUUCCACCCGCUCUGACUCUUGGGUCUGUCAGUUAUCUCACCUCACCCUGGAUGAGGAUUAACUCAGGAGCCAGGACAUGUCCUGCUUGCCAGCUGUGUAAGAAUGGGGAAUGCGCAUUGUCUGUCUGUCCUGUACUCUUUUCUCUGACGCUUCUCCUGUCACCCACUUGACCACCCCCUUCUAACCAGAUCUUGGUUCUUCCUUCUCAUUUCUCAUGAACCCAGGCCGUCGCCUCUGCAUUUCCCUCUCACGUCACCAGUUACAUGUGAAUGGUAUAACGCAGGCUGCAUUCCUCUCUGUCACACACACUUAAAAAAACAUUGUCCAGCCAGCCCCUAUCCAAUACCAGGCGAGUUUUUGUUAUCUUUUACUUCAUCUCCCCAUCAUAAGAAGAGAGCAGUGGCCUUCCAUAAACUGAAUUAGGCUUCAUUAGACAAAUAAGGACAUUGGCCUCACUGGGGUGUAGACCAGGGUGGAGAGCAGCCUCGGCCAUCCUUGCUGGUGGAGGGAGGAGCUCCCCCACAGACACUCACUUUGCUUCCAUUUUUCUAGUUAGCUUUGGAACAGCAGGUACUAAUGGCAUGCUGACUAACUGUGGCUGUGUUUGCUUCUUCACCGGGCACCACACAAAGACUUGAGCAUUGGUGUCGUCUGCUUGUUCCAGCCACUGCUUAUGUGAGCUUUUGGUUUUUCUUUUUUGUGUGUGUGUGUGUGCCUUGUAACAGAAAACACCCCUUUGCAUUUGAUUUCUCGCAUCUCUAAAAGCUUUUAAAGACACUCAGAAAAACAAAAACAAAAACCCAAAUAACAAUUUGACUUUUUUGAUGCCAAAAUUAUUGAAUUUUUUUUUGCAUUUAUUUUUUAUUUUUCUCAGUAAAGUAAGUCCAAUGGGGAGUCAGGGAAUAAAAAGUCAAGAGAAUCUUAAAGAAGCUUUAAAGAGAAAAGCAUUGCUUCUGAGCUCUUUCCUCCCCUGCUCCGAAGCCUCCGGAGCUGGUUAUUGCUGCUCUUUUCUUUCGUAUCUAUACCUUUCUUCACAGUAGUCCCUGGCUCUGCACGGAAUAAACGAUACUCUCAAAUCUAACUGGACGUGCUCUCGCCUUUGCAUGUAAGUACAGGAGUAAGAACUCGGAUCUCUCUGUUUCAGAUUAGGGAAAACAAACGGGGGCAGAGGUUUUCUUUUAGAAGGUGUCCUGGACAGUCUGAGUAGUCUUUUUUUUUUCUUUUAAAAGCUAAAUACAUCUAUACUGGCCACAUUUAUACUUUGCCCCACAAUUUAUGCUUCCUCUUGCUCUCAGAGGAAGUAGGGAUUGGUUACUGAUUGCAGCCAUUGUUGUGUCCUGGAGGUCAGGUAGAGGACCUUGGAUUGUGACAGUGGCAAAACGCUGGAGAAAGAUUCCCACUGUCCACGGGACAAAAAUCCUGAAAAUGAUGUCUCUGCCAGACUGCCUUUCUGCUCCCAGCGUUCCAGACCUCAGUCUAAUGGCCUCUCCUUUAUGCUCAAAGCACAAUGGCCACUUUUUUUAUUUUUUGGUUGGAUAGCUUUGGCCUCUCUGCAUCUUUUGCCCAAGCACAAUGAGCAUCUUCUGCUCCUUCUCGACUGUGGUCCCCUCUAACUGUCAUCCAUGCUGUGAGGUAUGUCAGCAAGUACUCGGUAGCAGUUCAGGACUGUUUUCCCAGCUUGGGCUCUGUAUGAAUCGGUCCAAAAGGGUCUCUGUCAGCCAGGGGAGCUCUUCCACCUGGUGUCAGAUGUGGAUUUCUUGUUUCCCUCCUCCUUUACUUUGUAACUCACCAGCAGCAGCUCUUGCUUCCUCUCCAUCCUGUGUGCCUCUAAUGGAUAGACUUGGCUGUCUCACUUUCCUGACACACCCCUAAGUGUUCUGCAGAGUUGGUGUUCAGGCGUCCCCUACCCACAUCGUACUGUCUCUGUGUGGUCCUACCAGAACUGUCCAUCUGAAUUCCUUGGCUUUGCCAUUCACAAGUGUCUGGAGUUGUCAGGUUCCAAAAGUCCUAGUUCUAUUGACAGGACAUUUAUUAUGGAGUUGUUAGCUGAAUCAUGACCUACAGAGUCUAGUUUGUAUGUAGGUAUGAAGGGAAUUUUAAAAAAUAAAUUGAAAAUUAAGCUGUGAACAGCAUUAGAACUUUGUCUAUUUCUUGAUUUUAAAAUAUGCUGAUAAUGCCUUAAACUGUAGCUGUAGAAUUGUCAUUUUUUUGCUGUUUGAAGAUAACCAAUGUUUUCUAAACUGUUGUGUAAUCUUUCAGUGUUAAUGCAGAUUGUCAUGUAUGUAAGCUGCAUGUAGACACUUGUCUUUUUUUAUGAACUAAAAUAACUGUAUUGAUGUGAAGCAUAUUGUUCCUACAAGUAUGAAAGUGCUGGCUCAGCAACCUGCCGAGUAACUUGUGUCUGGUAACGUAGUAUGGUGCUAUGUGACCUAUGCAUAUAUCACUAGUGCCAAGACUUAAAGCGGGGAAAUAUAUUUUUACCCAACCGUU
Grammomys surdaster is the source of this 5014-nucleotide messenger RNA. RefSeq names its product septin 11 (gene Septin11). Gene Ontology annotation, cellular component: septin complex; cell division site; microtubule cytoskeleton. Gene Ontology annotation, biological process: cytoskeleton-dependent cytokinesis. Bases 87 to 1376 code for a protein of 429 amino acids. The record is from RefSeq and is a predicted model, not a curated record. NCBI's taxonomy places the organism in Eukaryota, Metazoa, Chordata, Mammalia, Rodentia, Muridae. Gene Ontology annotation, molecular function: GTPase activity; GTP binding; molecular adaptor activity. The transcript is spliced from 10 exons.